This is a messenger RNA of Malassezia sympodialis ATCC 42132, 1542 nucleotides long. RefSeq lists its product as uncharacterized. Lineage: Eukaryota; Fungi; Basidiomycota; Malasseziomycetes; Malasseziales; Malasseziaceae. The record is from RefSeq and is a predicted model, not a curated record.
AUGCGCCGAUGGAGCGCCGCGGCCCGCACGGGGCGCCGCUGGGCGUCGCGCCGUGCCGGUGCGCGUCCCUCUGUCGUGCACGAGCUGCAGCGCUUGCGUGAGAUGAUGCGCGAGGCUGCCAUGACGCCGUCGCUUCGCGGGAAGGAGGCCGUCGUGCGCGCGUACCCUGAUCUCGAGCCGCUCCUGCGCGCCGUGUACGCCGACGGCCACCUGUUCCACAUGACGUCCACGACCCUGGCGCGCUUCCGCGCGGAUCGUCCGGCGUCAGCGCCUGUGCCCGUGCCGCCGUCGGUUGCUGCGCUCCUGCAGCAGCUCGGCGCGCGUACGCUGCGGGGCCACGCGGCCAAGCAGCUCGUGCACACGUUCCUCGAGCACCACGGCGUCGAUGCACAGCACGCGCGCGAAGAGCGCGAGCCGCUUACUGUGCUUGACGUGUUCUACCGAUGCCUCGACCGCCACCUCGGCAUCGGCCUCUCGGCGCUCUCUGUGCAGCGCGCGCUCGGCGUGCCGGGCGCACCGCCCAGCCUGCAUGCGGCUCCGUCGACCGACGCAUGGCUCGCGCGGCUGCGCGCGCAGGGGCAUGUCGCGCCCCUGCCGAUGCCCGUGGCGCUGGCGCGCCCGCAUGCCCAGCUGCCCCUCCCACCGACGCGCACGGCGUGGUACGCGAGCCGCAAGCUCGAUGGCGUGCGGUGCCUCUUUGUGGCGGACACCGACGCGCACGGCCGCCUCUCGCACGUGUAUGCGCUCUCGCGCCAUGGGCGCACGUUCCGCAUGCUCGAUCCAUUCGCAGCACAGCUGCGCGCGGAGCUCGACGCGUGUCCUCUUGUCCCGCGGGACGGCCCAUGGCUCCUCGACGGCGAGCUCUGCGUGUGGUCCGCCGACGGACAGGAGAGCUUUGUGCGUGCGGCCUCGCUCGUGAUGCGGCAGGCGCCCGGCGGAUCCGCGCUCGUGUACCACCCGUUCGACAUGCUGACCCUGCGCGAGUUCCUCACAUGGCGCCAGGCCCCGACACGCACGCUCUCCGAGCGCCUGCGUGCCCUGUCGGAGCUCACCGCGUGGCUCCACACGCACCGCCCUGCGACGCGGGUGCGUGCGCUGCCGCAGACGCGCGUCGACUCGCCGGCGGCCCUGGACGACCUGCGGCGCGAGGCGGCGGCGUGGGAGGGCCUCGUGGUGCGCGACGACCAGCCGUACGAGGGCCGCCGCUCGCACGCCAUGCUCAAGGUGUGUGCGCGGCAGGAAGCCGAGUUUGUCGUCGAGGACGUCGAGAUCUCGACGAUGCGCCUGCCGAUGGAGGGCGUGUACGCGGACCGGCGGGCCGUCGCGAGCGUCGUCGUGCGCUACCGCGGCCGACGCGUCGCUGUGGGCUCGGGCCUGCGGCCCAGCGAGCGCGUGUACUGGGCCGCGCAUCCCGACGACCUGCGGGGCCGCACCGUGACGAUCGCGUAUGCGACCGAGGCGGCCAACCUCGAGGGGCAUGCGCCGAGCCUGCGCUUCCCCGUGCUCAAGUAUGUCUACGGCAGGGCAGGGCGCCCGUUCUAA